AUGGCUGGGCGGGCGGGCAUCGCCAACCCUUUGCACCAGUUGGACAGAGAAAGUUUUCACCAUGACAGGACUACUCCUGCGAGGCCACAGCAGAAAGCUGGGCGAACUCCAGAGCAGGCUCAGCACGUGCGGAUGGGUUUGCAGAAUACCAAGGGAGCUUGUGGGGCUGACGGGAAAGCGCGGAGCAGCGAAAACGGGGCAGCGAGGGGCGGCUUGAACGAGGGGCAGCGGGCGACCCACGCGCCAGCAGCUGGAGCAGCGCGGCGGCGCAGCGGACGCGGCCGGGGUGGGUAUGGCAGCGGCCGGCGGCGCGGCGAGCGGCCCGCGCAGAGCCAGGGCGCGGCGGAGGACGACCUGGAGGCGCGGAUCCAGGGCGAGCUUCAGAAAGGCGCAUUCCGGGCUCACGGGCGCCGCGCGCAGAUAUCGAUCGGGCACCUGCUGGAGCUGGAGGUUGGGGAGAGCGCGGCGCGCGGCGGCGGGGCGGGGUGUGAGCGGCCGGGCGCGCGGCGGCGGCGGCGGCGAGGCAGCGAGGAGCACGUGCAUCUGCAGGGCGAGGCGUAUGUGAACGCCAGCUACCGGUUCCUGGUCGACCCGCGCGCGGACUGCGCGGCGCAGACGGUGGACCCCAACGUGCCGCUGCCUGCGGACAGCAUCCGGCGGGUGGUGGCCCCGCGGGGCCAGGCGUGCCCGAUCUGCCUUGCGGAGGAGGUGGUGGCCCCGCGGAUGGCGCCCUGCGGCCAUAUUCUCUGCAUGACGUGCAUGCUGCAGUUCUUCGCUGCAGAAACGGGCCGCGAGGUUGCGCGGGCGCCAGGAGCGUACGUCCGGCGGCCGCCAAAGGAGUGUCCCCUAUGUGGCAGCAUCGUGCGCAAGGAGCGGUGCAUGCCCGUGCUCCUGGCCGACGACGCGGAGGCCGCGCGCGAGCCUGUGGCAGGCCAGGAGGUCGAGCUGCAGCUCAUGUGCCGGCCGCGGGGGUCGCUCCUGGCGCUUCCCGUGCGGCUCGGCGUCGACCCGGCGGCUGUGGGUCCAUUUCCGCCCGCAGGUGACGAGACGCUGGCGCAGUACUGUCGUGUGCUGACGUGCGACGCCAGCUACGCGCGGCAACUGUACAUGCGCGACAUUGAGGCUAUCCAGACACAGUGCGAGAUCGACCGCGCGCUCUACAACGACGGGGGGGCGUUUGUGGCGCCUGCGAUCGCAGAGAUCGAAGAGCGCAUCGCCCAGUGCGCAGACGACGAGCCGUCGCUGCCGGAUCUGGAGCGGCUCUCGCUUGCCGCCCUGCCCGAGUACGACGAUUCCAACGCCUACUUCUUCUACCAGACGGCCUUUGCUGCCGUCACGCGCUACUUUCUUUCACCACUAGAUGUGCGUCUGCUGCGCGAGACCUUCGGUGCAUAUGCCCAUCUCCCCCCUGUGCUGCGCGUCCGCAUCGAGCACGUCCACCGCGGCUCCGUUGUCACAGACGCCACGGUGCAGCGGCACCGCUACUUUGGCCACCUGCCCACAGGCUGCGAACUCGCCUUCUUGGAUGUGGACUGGCGCGGCCACCCAGCCGUGCCGCACGCGGUCUUCCAACACUUUGCGGCCGACCUAGCCACCCGCCGGCGUCAGCUGCGCGUGCGCCAGUUGCGGGAGGACAAGCUCAAGAAGCGGUACGAGGAGCAGCUCGAGCGCGAGCAGUCCGACUUUUACCAGCGCGAAAACGGCAGCUUGCCGCAGCUCUCUGCCCCUCCGCGACCAGCAGCCGCGACUUUCCAGAGCUUGGUAGAUCCCACGGACUCCCCCGCAGAUCACAUAGAGCCUACACGCCUACAGAGUACCGUGUGGGGCACGAAAAUCCUCCUGUCUGAGCAGGACCCUUCACCCGAGGAUGCUGCCUUCGAACAGAUGCUGCUGCAGCUCAGCGAAGAGCACACACGCCCCGUCUCUGGUAAGCGAAACAAGAAUAAGAAGAGUCUGGUGACCCUUCUGAGUUCCAACCAGGCCAGAGGUUCGCUUUAG
Messenger RNA from Eremothecium gossypii ATCC 10895, 1998 nucleotides. RefSeq names its product RING-type E3 ubiquitin transferase MAG2 (gene MAG2). The record is from RefSeq and is marked provisional. Gene Ontology annotation, molecular function: transcription cis-regulatory region binding; metal ion binding. Gene Ontology annotation, biological process: positive regulation of transcription by RNA polymerase II. Lineage: Eukaryota; Fungi; Ascomycota; Saccharomycetes; Saccharomycetales; Saccharomycetaceae. The transcript has a single exon. The coding region runs from base 1 to 1998 and encodes 665 amino acids.